CUUGAUCGCACCAACCAACGGAAUCACAAUCAUGACAACAGAGGCGCGCAACCUUGAGCGGCUGCAUGUGUCGACCAAGACGCUUGAAUGCGCGCGGAAUAAGUGCGUACCAUGUGGCUACAAGAUCGUAGUGCAUGCCCGUGAUGCCGACGCAAUGCUUAACCAGCGCCCUGAGUUGUGUCCGCGGUUCAAGGCGGCCAUCGACACCAGUCCAGUCUUUCCACUCUUGGAGCCGCAGAUGAAGGUGCUGGUGGUGCACGACGGUGGCUUUGCGUUGACAUCGCUCCUCAAAGGGUACCUGAACGAGACACAUCAAUUGGUGGUUGCCACCGCCGAGACCAAGGCCCAAGUCGUCAAGAAGUCGCCGGACAUGGCCAAACGCAUCAAGAAGCUCGAGAAUCAAGGCGUGCGCGUCCACUUCGAAGCCGACACUGGGGCGUUGGGUGCAUUGGGUCAGUUCGAUCGGGUGAUUUGGAACUUUGUCGAGUCUGGCACGUCGCUCGACUCGUUCUUUGCGUCGGUCAGCGCGGCGCUGUCGUCGGACGGACAGGUGCACAUGACGACCAAAACUCCCGCGGUGGUCGCCGCCGCGACUGCCCACGGACUGGCGCAUGUGCGCUCAUUGGUAUUCGACCGGAGCUUUUGCCCGAGCUACAAAGUCCCGUACAGCGACUGCGAUACGGUUGUGUUUAGUUGGUGCGAAACGUCGCCAGCAGCAGCUUCCUUGCCAAUGGAACCUGUGACCGACGCCAUCUUGAGCGAGAUCCAGUCGACCUACUUAGCCAAGUCAAGCCACGACGCGCCCAAGCCGACCAAGGCGGCCAUGAAGAAGGCCAAGCUGGCGGCCAUCAAGAAGAAGGAAGACAAGGCCAAGGUGGACGUGCCGUACGAAAAGGAGUACUUUGAUCUGAUGAACCUCAAGCCCAAAGGAAAGAAGCAUGUGAUCAAGCGGAAAAAAGAGUACGAGGCCAACCAGGAGGGCAAGGAGCGCCCGUCCAAGCGCGUCUUGCCGCAUCGCAUGGAAAAUGGCAAGCGGAAAAUGGGCUGGUAAUUCACAAAUACCAUUCGAAAUGUGUGGGCUU
Molecule: messenger RNA, 1082 nt
Organism: Aphanomyces astaci
Lineage: Eukaryota; Oomycota; Saprolegniomycetes; Saprolegniales; Verrucalvaceae
Exons: 1
Coding region: 32-1051 (339 amino acids)
Biological process (GO): rRNA base methylation
Molecular function (GO): rRNA (uridine-N3-)-methyltransferase activity
Source: RefSeq, a predicted model, not a curated record